This is a messenger RNA of Penaeus monodon (black tiger shrimp), 349 nucleotides long. RefSeq names its product GAS2-like protein 2B. Bases 26 to 253 code for a protein of 75 amino acids. The record is from RefSeq and is a predicted model, not a curated record. The transcript has 4 exons. NCBI's taxonomy places the organism in Eukaryota, Metazoa, Arthropoda, Malacostraca, Decapoda, Penaeidae. Gene Ontology annotation, molecular function: microtubule binding.
GUGCUCUUGCCCUUCACAAUUUCCGAUGGUCAAGGUGUCUGAGGGGAAAUACCGUAUUGGCGACACGCGCGUCCUGAUCUUCGUCAGGAUUCUCCGUAACCACGUGAUGGUGCGCGUCGGCGGAGGAGGGACACCCUCGAGCAUUACCUGGACAAGCACGAUCCCUGCAGGUGUCGUCAAGGUCACCGCACGGCCCUGUCUUCCCGCGUGGGCUUCAAGACGUCGAGUAGCGGACAGGAGAGGCAACUCAUGAACGUCACGUAUGAGAGGUGUGACGAAGGCUACGUGCCCUCCUCUCCGUCGCCGCGUCGCCGAUCGAGCGCCAGCGGCCGAGGAAUCAGGCGAGAUC